GUCAAAUGUUGAAAGUAUUGUUCAGUGUUCUUGAACAUAUCAUAAAACAUUUGUUGUCACAGGUUUUUGUUUCUUAAAAAAUAUGUAAAAAGUGAAAGUAUUUUCCGAAAACAAGUGUGUCAAAAAGAUAUUUGAAGGAGAUUAUUUUCAAGAAUCCAACAUGUCUUCUGAAGAUUAUGACAAUUGCGAAUCACCUUGUCCGUAUGAAGAAGAAGAAGAUUAUUUAUACGAUUAUAGUGAUUGUCCAAUCGAUACACCACUGUAUAAUGCUGUUUAUAAUGGAGAUUUAAAGGCCUUUCUUCUUUUAUUUGACGAAAUUUCCUUAGAAGAAAGAGAAGAAAUACGUUCACUAUUGCAUACAGCAGCAGUAAGAGGACAUUCUGAAAUUGUUAGUAUACUUUGCGAGCGCAAUUUCCCUCUCAAUGGAGGAGAUUAUUCCGGUGAUACACCUCUGCACCUAGCGAUACGCAACAAUCAUCCAAGUGUGUUCGACGUAUUAGUAAGAAAAUGUAAUCUGAACGCGACAAAUAGAGUUGGCCAUGCUCCGCUUCAUCUUGCCGCAUACGAAAAUUAUAUUCAAUUUGUAGAAAUUCUUUUGAAAAAAGGUGCAAAAAUUAAUGUACAAAGUAAAAACGGAUAUACACCACUUCAUUGUGCUAUUUAUAGAAAACACAUUCAAUUAGCAGAGAUUCUUUUACAAAAUGGCGCUAAUGUUAAUGUUCAAGCAAAAAAUAAACAAUCACCACUUUAUGUUGCCAUACAAAUAAAGAGCAUCCAAUUAGCAGAGAUUCUUUUACAGAAUGGCGCUGAUGUUAAUGUAGUAGAUAAAAAUGAAACAACGCCACUUGCUUCCGCUGCGAUAUAUAAUAACAUUGAACUUGUCGAAUUGCUUUUAAAAAAUGGUGCUACAAUAAGUGAAGAACAGAAGGCAAAUAAAGAAACACACGAAAUUAUGAUGAUGCCUCUUUAUUACGCAGUUAAGAACAGGAAUUACAAAAUAGUCAAAUUACUAAUGAUGAAUGGAUUUAACGCUGUAGAUGCUGCCUUGCAUGAGGCAGUAAGAAACAAUGAUUAUGAAAUUUUAAAGUAUUUGGUGGAACAUGGUUCGAAAAUUAAUGCAAAAUCUAAAGCCUGGUUGGAAGAUGAAGAUGAAAAAAAAAUUAAGAUAUUUUGGUCUAGAACGAUUCUUCAAUCGUCACUUUCUGAAGGAAGUUUGAAAAUUUGGAGAUAUUUAUUAAAAAACAGUUCGAAAAUUGACGCAUCUCCAAAUUCAGCUCUUCAUUUAGCAGUGCGAGAGGGUCAAACGGAAGUUGUGAAAAAAAUGGUGAAGCAAAAAGACUUGGAUACAAAUUCGAUUGAUAGCAGAUUGGCCGUUUACAUUGCAGUCGAAAAUGGAAAUGAAGAAAUUUUAAAAAUCCUUCUAGAAGCGGGAUAUUCUUUUAAAACUUGUUUUAGAGAUAGAAGUCCUCUUCAUAUUGCAGCAACAUUUAAUCAUACAAGAUUAGUCGAAAUGCUGCUAAACGCUGGCGCUGAUUUGAAUACAAUGACAGAAGAAAAUGAGACCUGUUUACAUUUCGUAACAGCUGCAGGACAAUCAACUGUUGUUAAAUUUCUCCUCGAGGCUGGUAUUAAAACUACUGAAUUUUAUAUGGCUUUAGAAUAUACACUACGCAGAGGUCGAGACUUUGAAAAAUUGUGGACCCUUUCUCCCCUGAUGUAUAAAAAUAUCUCAAACAUCGCGGAAAUGUUGAUUAUUGUAGAAAUUAGUAAAACUAAAGAUCUCUACAAGUUAUGGUCAAGUUUAUCAUAUUUCGCAAACAAAAUAACAGUUCCUGAACAAAAUAAACAAAAGUCUUCCUUGAGCUUACCACAAACAGAAAAAUUUAUCUUGGACGAAAUCAAAUUUAAAGAAACUGACAAAAUUGGAAAAUAUGGAAAUGAAUUUUUAAUGUGCAUCCUUAAUCGCCUGAGUGUUUUUCAAAUUAAACGCUUUUCAGAAGAACUAAUGAUUGAUAUAACAAGAUAUGAUUCUGGUAAAUUUUCUUCAGAAUUGAUGCAUACUAUUUUUGAAUACAAUGAUUAUAGAAGUUGUUUUUAUAAAAAUGAUAUCAAACGAUUAUUUCAUUCAAAUUUAGAAGAUUCUAACAUUAGUUUACUUAUGAUCAGUCACAUUGAAACCGAAUACUCCCUUCAUCAUAUUAAUUGGGGAAGAAAUCCCACUGAUCUUUUAAAAUUGUUCGCUGCGCGUCUAUUUAUUAUUUCCCGUAAUUCUUACUUUGAGAAUGAUCUGCAAUUUUAUAAGAAACAUAAUCUUAUCGAAUGGCGUGAUGAAUGUGAGCGUGAGGUGAAAUUAAUGGAAGAAACAGAAAUUGACAACGAUUAUUGUGUAACUUUCUACGAAAUUUUAACGCAAUCUGUAAAUAAAGUUGCGAACUACACAAGAAAUGAUAGAUUGAUUCAAAUCGUGGAGUCAUCUUACGUGCGAUUUCCAGCUUAUGCUGAAUUUUUAAAGUUGAGUGUUGAAAAAGGCAAACGAAGAAGAGAACUAAUCGACAAAUGUAUGAAUUUCAUGUUGAAUCUAAUUAAAAAAAAUAAUGGAAUUCAAUUCUCAACUAUGGAAAUUAAUCAAAUUUUCCAUUAUCUUUCAGUAGUAGAUAUGCGACGUUUAUUAGCAGCAUUCUCUUAAGUAACAACUCUUUUAAAAGUAUCCAGUAAGAAGCGAGGAAUUAAAUUAAGAAAUAAAUUUAAAACCGCUGCCAAGUUGUAUAUUUUUUUAUAAUUUUGGUGCUCAUUUCAUGAACA
Molecule: messenger RNA, 2802 nt
Organism: Leptopilina heterotoma
Lineage: Eukaryota; Metazoa; Arthropoda; Insecta; Hymenoptera; Figitidae
Product: ankyrin-1-like
Exons: 2
Coding region: 161-2686 (841 amino acids)
Biological process (GO): protein localization to ciliary inversin compartment
Cellular component (GO): ciliary inversin compartment
Molecular function (GO): protein binding
Source: RefSeq, a predicted model, not a curated record